UUGACUGAGGCUGUGAUGGCGGCGGCAGGCCGGGGUCGGGAGCAGGAGUCGGCGCGCUUCGUCUAUGUGACGCGCUUCGGCUCGCAUCAGUGUGGUGGCGUCCUGCAGCUGGGCGGCCGGGGAGCUCAAGGCCUUUGGGGUCAGGGGUCCAGGCCUGGCUGUCGCCAGGAGAAGCAGAGGGAAGCACCGGCGGUGGCGGGAGUCCAGGGUGGCAGUGAGUUGCCCUCUGGUUCCCGGCCCAGGGUCGCCAUGACCCUUGGUGUGGAGGCCGCGGCCCCUGCCUCCUCCCAGCUGCGGACAUCGAGCGUGCGAAGCGGCACCAGACCGCCGGCGCUUGCAGGUUUAAUCCAGAAGGAUGCAGCUAAAAAGUUUGAUUUUCCCAUACCAUUGAAUGAAGCUUCCAAAAUAAUGAAGAAAAAGAAAAAGGUUUUAGUAUGGAAUAGAGUAUACAAAGUUAUUUCAAGAAUGCUUGAAGAAAAUGAAAAAUAUAGACACAGGCUGAAAUGCCAAAGGUUAUCUAGUGAAAGCUCAAAUUAUACAAGAUGAAUCUUCUUAUCUUCUGAUUAACCUAUCUCUGGAUGUUUCCCAAAGAAGAUUAUGAAGAACCUAAAGAUGAAACAUUAAAUGAAUCAUAAUUAUUUGUUAAUUUUGGUGUGUUUUAUUAGAAUUGGGACUUUAGUAGUUGAAUAGAAAAACUACCUUCUUUAUAAAUUAAUAGUAUUUCUUUGCUACUUAAUAAUACCUUUAGUUAAAUAUUGUUACCAUAUGCAUGCAAGUGUUAUUUUCAGAAUUAAUACUUAUUCUACAUACUUUUAAAUUAACUUUAUACAUAAAAUUUAGAUUAGCAUAUCAAUGCAAUUACAUGAAUUUUCUAAUUACCAGCUUUUCCAUGUUAUUAAUGAGUCUACAGCUGUUGCUUUGUACAUCUCUUCUUUUAGAUGUAACUUUUAAAUAAACUUGGAUUCA
Molecule: messenger RNA, 966 nt
Organism: Rhinopithecus roxellana (golden snub-nosed monkey)
Lineage: Eukaryota; Metazoa; Chordata; Mammalia; Primates; Cercopithecidae
Gene: C3H5orf47
Product: chromosome 3 C5orf47 homolog
Exons: 5
Coding region: 16-546 (176 amino acids)
Source: RefSeq, a predicted model, not a curated record